Messenger RNA from Falco peregrinus (peregrine falcon), 7856 nucleotides. RefSeq names its product EPH receptor A10 (gene EPHA10). The coding region runs from base 13 to 3003 and encodes 996 amino acids. Lineage: Eukaryota; Metazoa; Chordata; Aves; Falconiformes; Falconidae. The transcript is spliced from 17 exons. Gene Ontology annotation, molecular function: ATP binding; protein binding; transmembrane-ephrin receptor activity. Gene Ontology annotation, biological process: protein phosphorylation; cell surface receptor protein tyrosine kinase signaling pathway; axon guidance. The record is from RefSeq and is a predicted model, not a curated record. Gene Ontology annotation, cellular component: plasma membrane; neuron projection.
GUCGGCGGCGCCAUGGCGACGGCGCGCGGCGGCGGCGGCUUCCCUCGGGCGCUGCCGCUGCUGCUGCCGCUGCUACUGCUGCUGCUGCUGCUGCCCCGCGCCGCCGCCGAGCAGGUUGUCCUGCUGGACUCGAAGGAAUCGCAAGCAGAGCUGGGCUGGACCUCACACCCAUCAAAUGGGUGGGAAGAAAUCAGUGGCGUGGAUGAGAAUUACAAGCCGAUUCGCACGUACCAGGUCUGCAAUGUCAUGGAGCCGAACCAGAACAACUGGCUGCAGACGGGCUGGAUUGCCAGGCGGGAUGGCCAGAGGAUCUUCAUUGAGCUGAAGUUCACCCUGCGGGACUGCAACAGCAUCCCUGGCGUGACGGGCACCUGCAAGGAGACUUUCAAUCUGUAUUACGUUGAGUCAGACUCUGACCUGGGCCGUAGCGUCCGUGAGAGCAAGCACACCAAGAUCGACACCAUUGCUGCUGAUGAGAGCUUCACACAGGGGGACCUGGGUGAGCGUAAGAUGAAGCUGAACACCGAGCUGAGGGAGAUUGGGCACCUGAGCAAGAGAGGCUUCCACCUGGGCUUCCAGGAUGUGGGCGCCUGCGUGGCGCUGGUCUCCGUGCGGGUCUAUUACAAGAAGUGCCUUGCCACUGUGCAGAACCUGGCCGUGUUCCCAGACACGGUGGCGGAGACGGCCUUCGCGACUUUGGUGGAAGUUAAGGGCACUUGUGUUGCUCACGCCGAAGUGGAUGUGGAUAACCCCCCCCGGAUGCACUGCAGUGCGGAGGGCGAGUGGCUGGUCCCCAUAGGCAAAUGCACGUGCGGUCCCGGCUUUGAGGAGAAGGACGGGGGAUGCAGAGCUUGCCUUCCUGGAUUUUACAAGCCUUCCCUCCGUCUCCCUCUCUGCUCUCCUUGCCCUGAGCACAGCUUCACACAUGAGGAAGCCUCCACGUUCUGUUUGUGCCAGAAGAACUACUCCAGGUCUCCGUCAGACCCACCAUCUGCCUCCUGUACACGUCCACCCUCUGCCCCGAGGAACCUGGUCUACAGCCUGCGGCAGACAUCGCUGGUGCUGGAGUGGAGUGCCCCUGCCGAUGCGGGCGGCCGAAGCGACCUGACCUACAGCUUGUGGUGCGGCCGCUGCCCAGCAGCUCUGCGGGGCCGCUGCGAGCAGUGUGGCAGCAGCGUGGGCUUCGUGCCACAGCAGACGGGGCUCGUGGACCGGACCGUCACCCUGGUGAACCUGCUGCCUCAUGUCAACUACACCAUCCGUGUGGCAGCUGUCAACGGCGUCUCAGGCAUCAGCCCGCUGUGGGGGCAGCAGUACGCCGAGGUCAACAUCUCCACCGGCCUCGCAGUGCCGACUCCCAUCACCGACAUCCGCAUGGAUAAAGUCGAGCAGAAGAGCGUCUCCUUGUCGUGGCAGGAGCCGGGCUUCCCCACCACCAACGGCACCGAGUACGAGGUCAAGUACUAUGAGAAGGAUCAGAGAGAUCAAAGUUACUCAACUGUGAAAACCACAUCAACGGCCGUGACGGUCAAUAACCUGAAGCCUGGCACACUCUAUAUUUUCCAAAUCCGGACAUCUUCCUCACCGGACUACGGAAAUUACAACCCCAGUAUUGAAGUGGAGACGCUGGCAGAGUUGACGGUGGCCUCCAGCGAGCAGAACCCCGUCCUCAUCAUCGCGGUGGUGGCCAUCGCGGGGCUGACGGUGCUGGUGUCCAUGGUAAUCGGCAUGAUGGUGUGGAGGAGACAGUGUGGGUACAGCAAAGCCAGCCAGGACGGGGACGAGGAGCUGUACUUCCACUUUAAAAUACCAACCAGGAGGACGUACAUCGACCCUGACACUUGUGAAGACCCCAUGCAGGCUGUGCACCUCUUUGCCAAAGAGCUGGAUAACGCUAGUAUUAAAAUUGAGAGGAUCAUUGGGACAGGGGAGUUUGGAGAAAUCUGCCGGGGCUGCCUGAAGCUGCCCAGCAAGCGAGAGCUGCCGGUGGCCAUCCAGACCCUGCGGGCAGGGUGCUCGGAGAAGCAGCAGCGUUCCUUCCUGGCGGAGGCAUGCACCAUGGGCCAGUUUGAUCACUCCAACGUCAUCCGCCUGGAGGGGGUCAUCACCAGAGGGAGUACCAUGAUGAUAGUGAUGGAGUACAUGGGGAACGGCGUGCUGGACUCUUUUCUCAGGAAACAUGAGGGACAGUUCACAGCCACCCAGCUCGUUUGCAUGUUGCAGGGGAUUGCCUCUGGCAUGAAGUACCUGGCAGAGAUGGGCUACAUACACAAAAGCCUUGCUGCCCACAAAGUCCUUGUGAACAGCAGCCUAGCUUGCAAAAUAACUGGUUUCAGACGGCCCCAAGAAGAUAAGAUGGAGACCAUCUUCUCCACCAUGCGCAGGAAGAGCCUGGUGCUGUGGUCAGCCCCUGAAGCCAUCCAGUACCACCACUUCAGUCCGGCCAGCGAUGUGUGGAGCUUUGGCAUCGUCAUGUGGGAAGUCAUGUCCUACGGCGAGAGACCCUACUGGGACAUGUCCAACCAGGACGUGAUGAAGGCUGUGGAGGAUGGGUUCCGCCUGCCCGCCCCUGUGAACUGCCAGCCGCCGCUCCACCAGCUCAUGCUUGACUGCUGGCAGAAGGACCGCAGCCAGAGACCCAAGUUCUCGCACAUCCACAACAUCCUGAGCAAGUUGGUGCAGAGCCCAGAGCCCCCGAAGUGCCCCAGCUCCACCUGCACCAGGUCCCACAGCACGUCUAUACCCCUCACCGAGCGAACCUUCUCGGCCUUCCCGUCUUUCAGCUCUGUAGGCGAGUGGCUGGAGGCAAUAGAAAUGGGCAGGUACAAAGACAACUUCACAGCUGCAGGCUACUGCUAUCUGGAAUCAGUGGCCAGGAUGACAGCCCAAGACAUCCUCAGCCUGGGCAUCACGCUGGUGGAGCACCAGAAGACCAUCCUGAGCGGGAUCCAGACUCUCCGCGCACAGGUGAUCCAAAUGCAUGGCCGAGGCGUGCAGGUGUGAAGCAGACCCCCACAGCGGUGCGGAGCACUGACCUGGUGCUCCCAGGGAGGAGCAGCCAGCCAGCCCCAAACUGGACCAAAUCUCUGAUGUACCGCGGUUUCAGGUGGGAUGUAGGAAUCACUGGGCUGCUGCCAAACAAGUCAUUCCACGUGGCAAGAGAGCAGGGCUUCCCGUCCCCUGUGCCGGGAAAGCCAAGGAUUCCUGGGUCACACGCCUGCGGUGUACCUAGGUGGACGUGGCUCUCCCCAGCACUGUUUUGUAAAAUGAAUCAAACUGUAAUAAUGCCAUUUCGUAUGGUAAUUAGGUUAACAGGGUGGAUGGAUGUUUGCGCACUGUCUUAAUCCAGAGUUGACAGCAUUUUCGUAUCUAGCAUCCUUCUGGUGAAAUCCAUGGGUAUUUUUAUACAAGCUGACAUGUUCUAGCAACCCCACAAGGAGCUUUUAUUGCUUUUAUUUUUAGACACUGGAGCACAGCUCACACCCAGCGCCCAACUCCUGGAAGGUGACUUUCCCCAUCUGCUAUGCUAAAGGAAACUCUUUCCCAGCCACAUCCCUUCUGCUCCGAGAGUUACUUCACUGAGCCUUGACACCCCAGUUGGUGAACAAAAAUAUUCUCUGCUAAAGUGCGGAGCAAAUGGUGCUGAAUGUUUCUAAGGCUCCUUAGAAAGGAGCCUCCCAGUUCAGCCAGAAAUGGGAUGAAAACCUGGGAAUUGGUUUGGAGUGAGAGAGACAGCGGGCAUGGCUGUGAUUUGGGGGGCUGCUUCCCAUGUCCACUCUGGCAGCAUAUCCCUGGCCGCUGGAAGGGCCCCCUCAGCUGCGGGGAGUGCUCUUCCCCGCCUCCUGCUCCUCCUCCUCCUCUGGCCCCAUGCCUGGUUGGGAGCGGGGAAGGGAGAGGCAGAAGCCUGUCUGGAGCAUCCUGCCCUGCUGUGCCGGGGCAUCAGUUUUCCACCACAGGUCAAUGGCUGGAUGGAGGUCCGUGCCCGAGGGCUGCAGUGCCAGCGCACCCCACAUCACCCACAGCCUCUGCAGCAGGUGCACCUCAGCUGUGGGUGCUCGGGGUGGCUGUAGGGGCUGUGCCGGGAACUGUGCACCCCAGCCCCACACUGACCAUUGCAUCUGUGGGAUCCCUGAAAUCCUGCCGUGCAAUCCAGGCAACCCAGGGCACAUCAGCACUUUAUUUUAUUGCGGACAGUAGCGCAGUACUGCCUGCCUUGCGUGCCGGCAGUUCCCACUGAUGUGGGCCUGAUCCCUGAUGAAAAACCUAAAUAACACCUGCUUAAUAAUAGAAGUUUCCUUGAAGUUAGUUAAUGAAAUGCAUCUUUGCAGCCUUGUGUGGAGUUUUGUAGGCCUUUUAUUAUCAUCUGUAAGUGUUGCAAAUGAAUUAGCGAUGAUGAAAGGCAAAGAUUUAUAAAGGGAGUGAAUGCUGUGGGAGAUGUUCACAAUGUGGCUGGAAAUCUGUUUGAGUCAGAUCCUUCUAUUAACCUGCUCUGAGAGGAUGAGGAUCUAAACGAUGAUGGAGCAGAGGGCCCUCGGGCAUCUCUCGCGUGGCUGGCACAGCACCUGCCCUGCCGCGGUGUCUUCCCCUCCCGGUCAUGCGGUCAAGCAGGGCGGCGUGGCCAUAGGUGCUGGUGGCCAUCCUGGCCCCGCUGGCCCUUGCACAACACGUCACUGCAGGGAUCCAGCUUCUGCUUAGCAAAGCCUCAUGCACUGUCGUUUUCUUUUCGCCAGCCCUCGGGCUCUUCUGGCUCGGCUGCAUGCCCAGGAGUGCUCCAAAGUGGCAAGAUUUCACUUUUUUCAGAUAUUUUAGCUUGACUGCAUCAGAGAUCAGAACUCUCUGCCUGAACUUCGCUGAUCGGUGGUGUCAAGAAGGUGCCAGCUAAUGGUGGAUUAUCGCUCUUUCUGCCUUGUGCCGGCGUUGCUGGGCAGUGCUGCGCUGGGCACCGUGCGCUCCCAGCUGCUCUGGGGUCCCGCAGCCCCGGUGGCACUGGCUGGCAGGGAGAAGGGCACCUUCCACCAUGCAGGUCCUGAGCUCCCAGUAGCGAACCCCAAGGGGGGCGUGAGGCAGCACAGAGACGUGUGUGCAGAGCUUGAGACGGGAACGCUCGCCCUGCAGGACCCGGAGCUGCUGGCACGCUGUGGGCAGAUGCGUGCUGGGCACGCUCCAGGGAGUUUGCUGCUCACCGGGGUAAAGAAGCUCUCUCCUUCCUGCCACCUCGGCACUUUAAACAACGUCCCCCAGUGUCACUUGGUUAUUAGCGGAAAUAAUUUUGUCUUUAAGUUUGGCCCUUGUGUGGUCUGGUCGGUCACUCGCCAUCCUGCUGUUUCUCACCCAGAAGAGUAAUAAAGGUGAACCAAAACCUUCAUUUGGUAGAAAUGCCAGAUCCCAAGGAUCAAGUGCAAUUUGUAUGCUCUUUAUGUUUACAUUUUAUCUAUAGAGAAAGUAUAUUAUAGUUCUUUAGGCAAGGAGUUGAACCAACUUGAUUCCGGAUCCUUUCCCCCAUCUCCCUGCUUUUGUCCUGUCGGUGGGAUCUGCAGCAGCCUCCUGUGUCGGGAUGCCGGGAGCUGCAGCCGGUGGGUGCAGCUGCUUUCAGGGAGGUCUGGGGAAAUCCAGGGCUUGGUGACAUGGUGACAGAGUGCUUCAGGGUCUGGGAAACAGAGCUGGCUGUGAGCAGGACCCCCAAAGCAGACCCUGUCUCCACAGUUCGGGGUGCGAGGAGGGGCCGGCUGUGUGCAGGGCUGCCCCAGUCUGCCCCCCACUCCCUCUGGACGCUGCCUAGUGGAGAGAGCGAAACCCCAGCACAGCUUAGCCAGAGUCGUGGCACUUUCUCCCAGGACACGGUGACCGGUGGCUCGCUGGGAGCUGUGGGUCCCUUGGGAAGCCUCCGUGGCCAUGUGGGCAGGGGUCCCUGCCCUCCCGCAGCCACUGAGCUCUGCAGGGGGCUGGCAGCCCCGCAGCUCCUGUGCUGUUUGCUUGUGUGAGCGCCUGGUGCUCGCUCUGUGCUGGAGCACUCCAAGUAAGACCAUCUUUCAAUCAUCUCUUUAGCAUUCCCCCCACUGAAUUAGGCUCCCACCCUACCUCCUCUAGCACAAACCGAACUGAAAGUGUAAUUUCUCUGUCUGCGUGUCUCUAGCUGUUCCCAAAAGAAAUUCAGUAUUUAAUUACUUUCCUGACUCUACCCUGGUGAGGGUCUCGUGGUGUUUCAGAAAGCUGUUUCUUUUAGACAGUGUGGUUCUGUGGAUGGGAUCAUGCUCUAACUCAGCUGAAACAAGAGGCAUUUGCUUUCCUGGCCUCUCCUUCAAGAAAGAAAAGAAAAAGCACAUAAUGGAAAUACGCUUCCUAGCCUAGCUCGUUGCAACAGUAAACACUUUUAAUUGAACUCCUCAUCAAUGCUGAAGAUAACAAAAUGAGCAGAUUAAGCUGUGGAUUGUUGUGAUGAUUUUAAAAUUAACUUGCCUCCUCUCAGCACCUCUCUUCGGGGAAGUAUUCAAUGCCUUAUAAUUAAAUUAAUUAGCAACACUGUUUUGAAUCUGCUUGACCAAGGGAAAUGCCUCAAAAAUUAUUUCAGUCUCUUUGUGCAUCCAGCGUCUGACCCUGUGCAAGGCUCCUUCCUCCUCCCUUGGCUGCGGGGAAGCCCCAGUCACAUUGGUGCUAACAGGGGCUCAGGACCGGCCGAGCACGCUCCCCGUCUCUGCAGCAGCGUUAGCAUUAAUGGGCUUGUUCAGGGAAGAAAAAACAACGAGUGUUUGGUAAUCUGGGGGCUUUGGAGCUAAUCAAUGCUGUUCUGAGAGGGUUAGAUUUUAGGUGUUCAGGCAGAGUGGGGGCCAGGUAGGAAUUAGAGGAGCGGAGCAAGUGCAGGUAUCUGAGCUCGUGUGCAGACGAGCCUGUUUGUGCAGGGAGGGGAAGCACCUGGAACACAACCCCUGCCCCUCAGUGUCCCGCCGGCUGUCGGUGCCUUGUGACGGUAAAGGAGGACACUGUUUCCAUCGCGUGACCUCAGGAAGAGCAGUGCAGCUUUGGGGGGCAGCGAUGUGGCCCCGGCAUCCAGCCUCGCAUCCUCAGCGUUCGUUGCUGAGGCAACACUUUGCUGCCCUGGUACAGUAGCAGGAAAGCUCCUUUUCCUGGGCUUUGCUUGGUAUUCCUCAUGGGAACGUCUCCGCUGGGUGUUCCUUUCUGCUGGGGAGAACAGGCACAGCCUCUCCUGGGGCGGCUGGAGAGCGAUUCCCACUGGGGAGCGAUUCCCUGCAGCUUUGCUUUGCAGGAGGGGCCCUUUCCCCUCAGCUCCCUCGGCUGCAGUCCCCAAAUCUCCCUCCUGUGUCACGUCUUGUUUUCCAUGAGGUCGGAAGGACGGACCCUAACCACAUGUCCAAUCUUGCACUGCAUCCUGCACAGCAAGGCACAGCGCCUGCGGGAUCAGGCCCCAUGGGGCUAUAGGGGUGAGGGAGGGGGCAAGGGACGUGUCUCCCAUCCCCAGGGACGGCAGCAUUAGGAACAACGUGCUGGAGCCAGGAUUUGGGAAGCUCCGGCUGCAGCCCGAUGUGGUGCUGCUCAGUGUGGGCAGGAUGUGCCGGCACCUCCAACAACCCCCUUCGCGUGAAACCAAAACUGGAGUCAAGUUGGUUCAUCUCCACACGCUUUUUGAUAUUCAUUAACCACGUGUUAUAUACUGUAAAUACAUACUUGAGAAGUCAAUAUAUAUUUUUAUAAGCUUGAAACAAAUGUAAUAUAAUAUCAUAAGGGACACUGUGUACAUUUCAUGUUUGAACUAUAGUCAGACAUCUCCAGGGAAUCACAGUUGGUUUGGAAUAAUUAAUAAUAAUAAUAAUAAAAGGUAAUAAAGAUCUAUUGACACUUUU